Molecule: messenger RNA, 3441 nt
Organism: Anguilla anguilla (European eel)
Lineage: Eukaryota; Metazoa; Chordata; Actinopteri; Anguilliformes; Anguillidae
Product: ubiquitin carboxyl-terminal hydrolase 25-like
Exons: 25
Coding region: 205-3216 (1003 amino acids)
Biological process (GO): protein deubiquitination; regulation of protein stability
Cellular component (GO): cytosol; nucleus
Molecular function (GO): protein binding; cysteine-type deubiquitinase activity; cysteine-type endopeptidase activity
Source: RefSeq, a predicted model, not a curated record
AAGGCUCUACUAAUGGAACAUGAAAAAUGGAUUGUGUUGAUGUUUUACACGUAUUCCGCAACUCGCAUUUCCAAUGACGCUCUCCAACCCGCCGUUCAUGCUGUGGGCGUCUCCGCCAGAUGUUUUAUUCGUAUUACUUUUAGCUAACAGUUUUAUUCUUUAAGUUUUUAGAUUUUUUCGUUUGUAUUUCACUCUGUACCUGCCAUGACCGUGGAGCAGAAUGUCCUUCAACAUCAUUCUCAGAAGUAUCAGCAGGUGCUCCUGAAUCAGCUGAGAGAUGCGACGGGCACCACGGACACGCAGCGUCUGCAGCACGCUUUACAGGCCUGCAACGGCGACCUAACCAAAGCGGUGGCCCUCCUCGUGGCCAACAACGGCAGGGUCCUCCCGCAGAACGAAUCUGCGUACUUCCUGACGGCGCAGAUGGACGCAGGGAGCCACGCCGAAUCAAGCGAUGACAAGGACGAGCUCCAGAAGGCCUUGGCGCUCAGCCUGAGCGAAUCCAGCGAGGCCUUCCGAGAGACGGGCGUCUCCGAGGAGGAGCAGGCCAUCAGCAGGGUCCUGGAGGCCAGCCUAGAGGCGAACAAGCAGUCUCAGAGCACACCGUGGAGCGAGCUGCCCAACCCCCACGACAGGAAGCGGCAGGACUCCUGCCCCGUGGGCCUGAAGAACGUGGGGAACACCUGCUGGUUCAGCGCUGUCAUCCAGUCUCUCUUCCACCUGCUGGAGUUCCAGAGGCUGGUGCUGCUGUACGCGCCUCCGGAACGUUCCGGGGACCUGCCGCGCAACCAGCAGGAGAGCCAGAGCGUGCUGUUCGUGCGGGAGCUCCGGCGGCUGUUCGCCCUCAUGCUGGCGUCCAAGCGCAAGUACGUGGACCCGUCCCGGGCCCUGGAGAUCCUCAACACGGCCUUCAAGUCCAGCGGGGCGCAGCAGCAGCAGGACGUGAGUGAGUUCACCCACAGGCUGCUGGACUGGCUGGAAGAUGCUUUCCAGGUCCAGGAGGAGCGGGAGGGAGAGAAGCUGAAGAACCCGCUGGUGGAGCUCUUCUACGGGCAGUUCUUGGCACUGGGGGUGCUUGAAGGGAAGAGGUUCGAGAACACGGAGAUGUUCGGCCAGUACCCCCUCCAGGUGAACGGGUUCAAGGACCUGCACGAGUGCCUGGAGGCGGCCACCAUCGAGGGCGAGAUCGAGACCCUGCACUCCGGGAAUUCUGGGAAAUCCGGGCAAGAGCGCUGGUUCACUGAGCUCCCGUCCGUGCUGACCUUUGAACUCUCCAGGUUUCAGUUCAACCAGGCGAUGGGGCGGCCGGAGAAGAUCCACAGCAAGCUGGAGUUCCCCUCCGUUCUGUACAUGGACAGGUAUAUGCACAGGAACAGGGAGGCGACCCAGCUGAAGCGGGCCGAGAUGCGGAAGCUGCGGGAGCACCUGACCUUCCUGCAGCAGCAGCUGGAGAGGUACCUGAGCUAUGGCUCGGGCCCCAAGAGGCUGCCCCUGGUCCACGUCCUGCAGUACGCCAUGGAGUUCGCCUCCACCAAAUCCGGCCUCCCCCCCUCCGAGGAGGAGGAUCCUCGCACGGCAGCGCCCUCCGGUGGCACGAACGCGCCGCCGCCGCAGCCGACGCCGAGCGCCCCCCCGCAGGACGCGCCCACGCCCACGCACCCCGCCCCGCGCCACAUCACGCCGGAGGAGAUGCAGGUGCUGGAGGACUGCCUGCGCCGCUGGAGGACCGAGGUGGAGACCGACAUCCAGGAGCUGCAGGGGCGUGUCGCCAGCACACACGGAAGCAUGGAGCGGGUCAUCUCAGACGCGGCCAUGAUGCAGGUCCCGUACCGGCUGCACGCGGUGCUGGUGCACGAAGGCCAGGCCUGCACCGGGCACUACUGGGCCUACAUCUACAGCGCCCAGCACCACUGCUGGAUGCGCUACAACGACAUCGCCGUCACCGCCGCCUCCUGGGAGGAGCUCGCCCAGGAGUCCUACGGCGGGCACCGCAACGCCAGCGCGUACUGCCUGAUGUACGUCAGCACCGCCGCCCCCUGCAGGCCGCAAGAGGAAGUGGACGAGGAGACGGGGCAGGCAUGGAAUGUUCUGGACAGACUGCCGCCGGACCUGAGGGCGUACGUGACCGAGGACAACCAGCUGUUCGAGAAAGAGCUGGAGGAGUGGGACGCCACUCACAGCCAGCAGGCCAAUCAGGGGACGCCCCAGCCUGGGAGCACAGAGCCGAGCCCCGCCCAGAGCACAGUUCCCCAGGAGGCCCCAGAUUCGGUGGAUGCGUCCCCCACGGCGGGCGCGCUGGAUGCCUGGAGGGAGGACGUGGAAAGGGCGCUGUCCCAGGCCGCCAGCGAGGACCCGGAGCGGACCCCCGAGGCCCUGCUCUCCGCCGCGAUCAAAGCAGAGUACGCCCGAUUGGUGAAGCUGGCCCAGAAGAACCACGCGCCCGAGAACGACUACCGGCUCCGGCACCCCGUGGUCUACUUCCUCCAGAACCAGGCGCCGAAGAAGGUUCUGGAAAGGACUGUGUUCCAGCAGUUUGCCGGGUGCAGCCACGGGACAGACGACCGGCUGAAGGCUGCUGCUAUGCUGGCCGUUGAGAAAGUCAACCUCAUGAAAGCCGACGAAGCGGAAACGGACGAGUAUGAGAUGUGGCACCAGGAUUAUGAGAAGUUCAUAACGGGGACCAUAUUUCUGCUCACGGGCGUGGAGUUGUUCCAGAAGAAGAGCUACACGGACGCCCUGGUGUACCUCGUAUUUUCCUCCCAGUGGAACAAAGAGCUGCUGUCGAAGGGUCCUUACGGAGGCCAGAGCCAGGAAGUGCUGGCCUAUUACAGGCGAGUCUGCCUUCUGAGGCUGAACGAGCGGGCGGCGACGCUCUUCGGCACGGGCGACGAGGCGGCCGUCAGCUCCGGCAUGGCCAUCCUCACUCAGCUGGUGGUGCCCUGCCUGCCUCUCCUCCUCGCUGACCACACCCAGGAGGACGACCUGGUCACUGUGGAGGCCGUGAGGAACCGCUGGUGCUCCUACCUGGACCAGGAGAUGGAACCCACCCUCCUGGAGAAGCUGACGGACGUCCUCCCGAGGCUCCUCGACUGCUCCGGGGAGGUCUGCAGCUUCGAGGACCCGCCCAAAGUCCCGCCCUGGUCCAGCUGGGACCUGUGCGACCGCUUCAGACGGCUCAUAGCCUCCCUGAGACGCACGUCCGCCAGCGAGACAUGAGCCGUGUGGGACUAGCCCCUCCCCUUUUUCUUGAAGGAUGAAAGAGCUUUUUGGAUUUGUGUUUUUGUUUAAUCAAUUGCUCCGUGUGCAGGAUUGAGUUCUCCGUCCGGACGACCGCGGUGAACCCGGGAGCUUUACCGCAUGUGCUAUGUCUGUCCGUCCUGUUUUAUUUUUUUCUGUGGCCUGUAAAUAAAGCUCUAUUUUUUGCCAUUUUUGGCCCGACAG